This is a messenger RNA of Racocetra persica, 150 nucleotides long. The record is from the annotation of a GenBank genome assembly. Lineage: Eukaryota; Fungi; Glomeromycota; Glomeromycetes; Diversisporales; Gigasporaceae.
AAGGAGAGUAUUUAGCACUACAAAAAGAAGAAAGCUUCUUUAUAACUGACCUGUGCAAACUUGACAAUAAAGUGAAUGCGGAUAAACUUCUUCAACUUAAUGAUAUUGAUCAAAACGAAAGAAAACUAUAUCAUUGCAUAGUUCAAUCGC